This is a messenger RNA of Drosophila arizonae, 797 nucleotides long. It is a transcript of the gene RpL19, whose product is annotated as ribosomal protein L19. Gene Ontology annotation, molecular function: structural constituent of ribosome; RNA binding. Lineage: Eukaryota; Metazoa; Arthropoda; Insecta; Diptera; Drosophilidae. Gene Ontology annotation, cellular component: cytosolic large ribosomal subunit; ribosome. The record is from RefSeq and is a predicted model, not a curated record. Gene Ontology annotation, biological process: translation.
AGUCAGCAUUUUGUUGUGGUAAAUGCUCAAAAAUGGCAGUCACUUCCGUCUGUCAAAUUUUUCUUUCUUUCCCAGCCACGACGAGCAAGGGUCGACAUGAGUUCUCUAAAGCUCCAGAAGAGGCUCGCAGCCUCAGUGCUGCGUUGCGGCAAGAAGAAGGUUUGGUUGGAUCCCAAUGAAAUUAAUGAGAUCGCCAACACAAACUCGCGUCAGAACAUACGCAAACUGAUCAAGGAUGGUCUGAUCAUCAAGAAGCCCGUCGUGGUCCAUUCCCGCUACCGUGUGCGCAAGAACACCGAGGCGCGUCGCAAGGGUCGUCACUGCGGCUUUGGUAAGCGCAAGGGUACAGCAAAUGCUCGUAUGCCCACUAAGCUGCUGUGGAUGCAGCGUCAACGUGUGCUGCGUCGCUUGCUGAAGAAGUACCGCGACAGCAAGAAGAUCGAUCGCCAUCUGUACCACGAUCUGUACAUGAAGUGCAAGGGUAAUGUGUUCAAGAACAAGCGCGUCCUCAUGGAAUACAUUCACAAGAAGAAGGCCGAGAAGCAGCGCAGCAAGAUGCUCGCUGACCAGGCUGAGGCCCGUCGUCAAAAGGUGCGCGAAGCACGCAAGCGACGUGAGGAGCGUAUUGCUACAAAGAAACAGGAGCUGAUCGCCCUGCAUGCUAAGGAGGAUGAGAUUGCUGCGAAGGCGGCCACUGCGGGUCAUUAAGUCGGCGGCAAUUCAUAAUUAGUAAUUGUUUUUCAAGUGAAAUAAAAAUUGUCAUUUUAGUUUGGCCGAAAUGAUUUUGUACAAACGUG